Clarias gariepinus (North African catfish) is the source of this 2890-nucleotide messenger RNA. RefSeq names its product X-ray radiation resistance associated 1 (gene xrra1). The record is from RefSeq and is a predicted model, not a curated record. Gene Ontology annotation, cellular component: nucleus. Bases 74 to 2014 code for a protein of 646 amino acids. Lineage: Eukaryota; Metazoa; Chordata; Actinopteri; Siluriformes; Clariidae. The transcript has 18 exons. Gene Ontology annotation, molecular function: protein binding.
CAGACAUCUUUGUUGUUGUCGCUAGGAGACCACUCUACAACAAUCUGCUUCAGUGCAGGUAUUCAGACCAAAAAUGGCUGGUGUGGGAGUUUAUAAACUGGACAACGGAGAAAGUUUCCCCACAAAUUGUUUCCCGAUAAGAACAUUACAUCAGAGUAAAGAAGGAGCAGGCCAUUGGUUAAUUGCCCACAGAGAGAGUGUGGAGGACCGAAACAAGUUCUUAAAGCAGCAAACAUCAGUAAAAAACUUUUGCACAGGACCAUCGGGUCAGUAUGAAUGUGAAAGGCUUGAGCAAAGGACACCAAAAAGUUCUGGAAACACUUUAAAUGGAGAGAUUUUGAUGGCUCUGCACUGUGUGGACAGACCGUCUGAUCUUUGCUCUGUGGACAUAAGUGAAAGGAAGCUGGAGUCGGUUAAACUAGAAGGUUUGGAGGAAUUUGACAGUGUUGCUUACAUUAAUGCUUCUGACAACUAUUUAACCCUUGAGGCUUUUAGCAGGUUUCCUUUACUGAGGGAGCUGGAGUUGUCUUUAAAUGGCCUUACCAUUGUGGAAGUUAAUGCUGUAGAUUUUCCUACAUUACAGGUCCUGGAUCUGUCAUAUAACAAUUUAUCAAGUGAUGGUGUAUUAGCUAUUGGCCUUCUACCAAAAUUAAAGGUACUUCAUCUGACUGGAAAUGAUCUACAGACACUUCCACCUGAUAUGGCUGGUCUUAAUAGUCCCCAUGGUCAUUUGGCUCCCGGGAGCAGUGGAUUGUUUCAGAGUCUUGAAGUGUUAAUGCUGGAUGAUAAUAAACUGUCCUCUUGUGUCUUUAGAAGUCUUUCAAAUUUAAAAAGGCUUCAGCAUUUAAAUUUAGAAGGAAACUACAUUUCUGAAGUUCCUUACCUUCAGCUGAUGCCACCACUAUGGGUGCCAGGUUACACUCAGUCCCAAGUGAACCAACAAAAGCAUUUAAAUAUGCAGACUAAUAUGGAAUCACCACAGUUGGAGGACGAGGAACAUUUCUGCCCACCACUUCCAGAGCUUCGGUAUCUAAAUCUAGCUAACAAUAAGAUAUUUGAAGAAGAGGGAUUGUUAGCUGUGGCAUUGUUUCCCUUGCUUAGUGAGCUCAUAAUUUACUCAAACCCACUGACUACACAGAAGAGUGGUGACCCACCAAUGUUGACCUGGUUUCUUCAGGAUAGACUUGGUAUUAAAAUAAGACGUAGGAAGUCAGUUGGUCUUAUAAAACCACAUUUUUUGCUGCCUGUCAACCCUAAAAGAAAGAUCUAUUCUGUGGACAAAGUUACUAAACAAAAAAACAGACAUCACCCAUUAGAUUUCAAGUCCACAAGUGACACAUUACCCCACAGCUCCACACAAACCAAUACUGUGGAGAUGACGAAGGAGGAUGUUGUCAAUGCUUCCAGUGUAUCACAGCCUUUGGAAAGGGAAAAUUCAAAAAUUGAAAAUGAGACUUUGCAAAAUGAAGACUUAUUCUUUGUAACUGAGGUAAAUGGUUUGUGUGGACCCAGGUAUCAGGACAGAACAGAGCAGACGGCUAGCAUCAUACACCUUGAGAGAACUAAUGCAAAACAAUACUCAGAUAAACUCCUUGGUUAUGAAGCCCUGCUAGAUGAUAAUUUGGAAAUAGACAUGCCCAAGCCUGUUGGAAUCCAGCAGACUGUGAGAGCUCUGGAGUACACGCUAAAGAACCUGCUUGUGUACAGAGAUUCCAAAGCAAAUCUUGAUCAUCUACAAAGACCAUAUAAAGAACAGUCAAAAAGAACCAGAAAUUUGCUUCAUGUGAAACAACCAAAAAUGAAAGGAGAGAAGGUUAAAGAACUUCUCACAAAAAUGAAGGAAAGAAAAACAAUAAGUGAAGUCUCUUUGGAUGAAGUUCUUCGUGGAAAACAUUUAUACAAGGAUGAAUAUGAAAAGGCACUAUUUUUACUGAAAGAUCUGAAGAGCAAGUACAAGAUGAUCCACUUGAAGUCAAUGGAACAAGUAGCACAAAUUGAGAACAACAUACUGUAAAGGAACUUUAAACGGAACAUUAGGUGGAAAAAUCAGCUGAAAUAAAUUCAAAUAUUAGGUAUCAGUAAAACAAUUAAUUUGCCUUUUAUGUGUAUUUUGUUUUGCCAACAACUCCUUUCAAAUUAAUUUAUACCACAGUGCUGUUACAUUAUUAAGUAUGUUAGAUACGUCUUGGUAUCAUAAGGGACUGAUACUCUUCAAAUACAUUGUCUUGCCCAGUGUAUUAAUUAUCCAUAAAUGUGAAUAGCAUCCGAGGCUCCAGAUAAACAAACUGUGAUGUUUUCUGUAAGGAAAUAUUUAUUUAAAAUGUUUGGGAGGUGACCUGGUAUUCAAUACUUCAUAACUAUUAGGCUUAAAGCUCAAAAUUUAUGUUUUCCUCCGUAGGAAGGCAAGUUUUCUGACAGAAUAUUUUUAAAAACAGACUUUGCAUUUUGCUCAUAAAAUGACAAACUGCUUUUUUUCUGUUUUAAUUACUUCAAGAGAGAAGGUAAAGACCCUGUUUACCAAAAGACUUAUUUAUGGGUGCUAUAAUGAGAUAGCAGCAACUUGUUUCUCACAUGUAGAGUACAUCACAGUAAAUGUUUUAUGAAAUGUAUGAUAUGUCACUCUUAAAUACAAAUCAAGUACAAAAUUUAAAUUGCUGGCAAACUGCUCUUUUAAAAGUGGAAUAAAACCUUUAUUCCUGAACUUACUAUCAGAUAUACUUUUGGUCUAUCAGUAUGCCCCCAAGUCUUUUAUUCUUUCCUUAUUCGUGGUUCACAUUUUUGAUGCAGUCACAUUUUCCUCUUCGACUAAGAUUGAUACUUCUGUUCUGAAACCAACUGAGAUGCAAAAAGUAUGUUUUUCUUUAUAUAAUCACCUGUUCUGCUCAUCAGU